Molecule: messenger RNA, 3183 nt
Organism: Gopherus evgoodei (Goodes thornscrub tortoise)
Lineage: Eukaryota; Metazoa; Chordata; Testudines; Testudinidae
Gene: PPT2
Product: palmitoyl-protein thioesterase 2
Exons: 9
Coding region: 105-998 (297 amino acids)
Cellular component (GO): lysosome
Molecular function (GO): thiolester hydrolase activity
Source: RefSeq, a predicted model, not a curated record
CGGGGGGGCGGGGGGCCGCUCGCCCGGGAGGGGAAGUAAACAAGGCACCGGCCGGUCCGCGGGGGGGCCCCGGUGAGACCCCCCUGCGCCGCUGGGAUUCCAGGAUGAGGGGCCGACCCCAGGGGAACUGGGGGGCUCUGGCCCCCCUCUGCCUCCUCCUCUUCCUCUUUUUCCUCCUCACCCUCGGCACCUCCUACAAGCCGGUCGUGGUCGUUCACGGCCUGUUCGACAGCCCCUCGGAGUUCAGCCACCUGCUACUCUUCAUCAACCAGAGCCACCCUGGCACCAACGUGACGGUCGUGGAUCUCUUUGACCACAGCCAGAGCCUGAAGCCGCUGUGGGUGCAGGUGGAGGGUUUCCGUUGCGCCAUUUCACCCAUCAUGCAGAACGCGGCCGACGGGGUCCAUCUCAUCUGCUAUUCACAGGGGGGGCUCAUCUGCCGAGCUCUGCUCUCCACGAUGCCUGAUCACAACGUUGACACCUUCAUCUCCCUCUCUGCCCCCCAGAUGGGGCAGUAUGGGGACACCCAGUACCUGCGCUGGCUGUUCCCCAAGUACGUGAAGUCCAACCUCUACCGGUUCUGCUACACCCGCCUGGGCCAGGACGUCUCCAUCUGCAACUACUGGAACGACCCACAUCACCGGGACCUUUAUCUCAACAGCAGCAACUUCCUCGCCCUGCUCAACAGUGAAAGGGUUAAUCCCAAUGCCACAGCCUGGAAGAGGAAUCUCGUGCGGAUCCAGAAGCUGGUUCUGGUCGGGGGUCCGGACGACGGCGUCAUCACGCCCUGGCAGUCCAGCCUCUUUGCUUUCUACAACCUCAACGAGACAGUGAUGGACAUGGAGCAGCAGCUGGUGUACCUGCAGGACAGCUUCGGGCUGAAGACGCUGGACGCCCGCGGUGCCAUCGCCCGGUGCCAGGUGGCCGGGGUGCCGCACACGGCCUGGCACUCGAACCGCACCGUCUAUGAGACCUGCCUGGCCCCCUGGCUCUCCUAGCAGGGGGGCCGGGAGGGGCAGGGGGCCCUACCUUUUUAAUUACAACCCCCAGGCAAUGCGAUCCUGUUUGGUACCAAGUGGGUGUUCGGGGCAGGGGGGUUUCCUGGGGAGGAUCGGGGCAGGGGGGGGCUGGGAUCCCGGGGGGCUGGGUAUGGGACCUUGGGAAGGUGGGUCCUGGCGGGGCUGGGAUCCUUUUCCAGGUCAGGUUUGCGGGGGGCGGGGUUUGAACCGGCCCGUAGUUUAUGUCAUGGCUGCCUGGUUUGGGGGGGCUCAGUUUGGGGGUGCCCCAGCCCCCCCAGCCAGGCAGUAUCCAGUAUUAACCCUUUCGUGCCUGGCACGAGGGGACCAAGCUGCGCUGCCAUGUUCCAUGUGGGACUCAGGGAUUUCUGGGGGUCUUCAGCCCUCUGCUGUUUUGCCCCCAAAACCAGACCCAACCCUUAGCUCAGGGGAGAGGGAGGGAGUGGACCCCCAAAAGGGGGAAUAUUGGGGUACCUGACCCUUGGGAGUUAAUUUAGGGGUUCACAUAACUUUUUAGGUACAUUUCCAGAUGUGGCAGUUUUGGGGGUUCAGCUGCAGAAGAAUUUGGGGGGCCUGAUGGGUCUGAAGGGGCUUUGUGGAAGUCCCUGGAGAAGCUUCAGGACCCCACACUGGGGUCAAGGAUUUGAGGGAUGAUGAGGGAUUUGGGGGUUCGCUAUGGGGAAGAUUAGACCUGGGAGCCCAAAUUUUGGGGUGCCAAAGACGGGUGCAGAUUCAACUGGGAAACUGAGUUGAACCCCAAGGCUUGGAGAGAGAUGUCAGCUGCAAUUGGGGGUUCAGUUUUAGGGCCUUGAGGGUGGUUUUGGGGUGACUGAAUUUGGGGGUGCAUUUCCAGGACACAGUUUGGGGCUGAGGUUUUUGGGGUGUCCGGGAGACCUGUUGGUUGGAGUCAGCAGGAAUUGUGCAUUAUAUUGGGGGUUCACAUCUCAGCAGAUGGUUUUUUGCUCUGGGAAGUUUGGGGUCACGGGACAUUUGCAUUAAUUUUAGAGGUUCACUUAUUUUAGUGCUUAAGGGCUGUGGAUAUUGGGGGUCACUAGAGAAUUUUCUUGUAGUUUUGGGGUUCACGCCCUGGAAGGGAGUCACCUGAACUCAGUUAAGCAUGUUGAAUUUUGGGGAACCACUUAAAUUGGGGGUCACUAGACAUUUGUAGGGACUCGGGUUAUGUUUUGGGGCUCCCUCCCUGUGCAGGCUGCUACUUUUGGGGGGUCACAAGAGAUUUUGUGUUAAUUCAUAGGGCAAGUUCAGGGAGCUCCAUUUAUUUGGGGGUUCGCUGGAAUUUUUGGGCUGCUUUUAGGGAUGAUGGGUGGUAAUUUGGGGGUGGCUGAUUUUGCAUGAGUUACUGGGGUUCAGUUUUUUUAUAAACAGUUGGAGACUUGGACCCUGUGUUUGGGGGUUCUUGGAUAAUUUGGGGUGUCACUAGCUAGGAGGUUCAGUUCUAUUAUCUGGAGCACACUGUCAGUAUUGGGGUACCAGGCUGUAUUGGGGGGAAGUUUCUGCAUUUUAUGAUCCAGCUUCGUGUACAAGCUAGGUGUGGUUUUGGGGGGGGCCCAGUCCCUUUGCAGUCUAGGGGUGCAUUGGGGUAACUGCAGAGCUGACUGCAUCUGACUUCAAAUUUGGGGCUGCAGUUGUCUGAGGUGCUUUGAAUUUUGGGGUGCUUUGCACAGUUGGUAUCACUGGGCAAUUGACUUGGGGGUGCAGAUUUGGGAGUCCAGCUGCCUUUGGGGGGCCUAGCAUCAUGGGGGCCCUAGUUUGAGAGGGCUCCAGGUUGAUGUGGGGGUGCCAGACUGAUUUGGGGGGGCUAGAGCCCUGAGGGUCAGUGUGACCAGGACACACAAAUCUGGGGGUUCAGGAGCACAAUCUUUGAGGGGGUCUCUGCAGCCCCCUGGUUCUCACAGAGGGGGGCUGUCUGUGGCUCCCUGACUGGCAUGUCAACUAGUGGGGUCCCAGGCCCACCCCCUGCGUGGAUGUUUACAUAUUUAUGGGGCUGUGGUGCGGGGGGGGGCAGCCUAGGCGCCUGGGAACCCCACUGGGCCCCCGGCCAGGCCCCUCGCCCCCAAGGAGGUGUGGUGUUGGGGGGUCAGUGUUACACCCCCAAUUCCAGCCCUCAAGUUCUGUGUAUUUAUAACAAUAAAAGCACUUUGUUCCCUAA